AUGGCAUAUUCUUCUCCUUACAUGCUUGUGUUCAUCUUCUUAGCUUGCUUCGUGUUCGCAUUCUCAGACAACCUCGUGGCGCCAGGAGAUUCCGAAAAAGUGAAGCUCAAUCUGUACUACGAAUCACUUUGUCCCUAUUGUCAGAAAUUCAUAACAGAAGAUCUAGUGAAAGUCAUUGACUCCGAUCUCCUCACAAUCACCGAUCUCAAGCUUGUUCCAUUCGGUAAUGCCGAAGUCUUGGAUAAUAAUACUAUAACAUGCCAGCAUGGUGAAGAGAAGUGCAAACUAAACGCCGUUCAAGCUUGCGCCAUAAGUACUUGGCCUGAUACGCUGUUGCACUUGUCGUUCAUAACGUGUGUUGAAGAGACCACGAAAGACUGGAAAUCAUGUGUUCCGGACCCUACAAGUUUGAAAGCCAUCAAUGAUUGUUACUCCGGUGAUCUCUCUAAAAAGCUCAUACUUGAGUAUGCAAAUCAGACCUUGAGUUUGGAGCCAAAACAUGAAUACGUACCAUGGGUGACACUCAACGGCGAACCACUCUAUGAGAACUACGGAGAUUUUGUUCCCCUAGUCUGCAAAGCGUAUAAAGGAAAGGAAGCUCUCCCAGAAAUCUGCGAUUCCUCUUCCUUGUCGAGGAAAAAGUCGAAACUUCAAGUCUCCUUUGUCGAAGACUCUAAAAAUUAUUAA
Microthlaspi erraticum is the source of this 687-nucleotide messenger RNA. The record is from the annotation of a GenBank genome assembly. NCBI's taxonomy places the organism in Eukaryota, Viridiplantae, Streptophyta, Magnoliopsida, Brassicales, Brassicaceae.